Messenger RNA from Amphimedon queenslandica, 1551 nucleotides. RefSeq names its product serine/threonine-protein phosphatase 6 regulatory ankyrin repeat subunit B-like. The record is from RefSeq and is a predicted model, not a curated record. Gene Ontology annotation, molecular function: protein binding. NCBI's taxonomy places the organism in Eukaryota, Metazoa, Porifera, Demospongiae, Haplosclerida, Niphatidae. The coding region runs from base 1 to 1551 and encodes 516 amino acids. The transcript has 3 exons.
AUGAAAUGUGAUGUCACUACUGAAGAUAAGUAUGGCUACACUUGUGUCACAAGGGCAUGUGAAUCUGGUAAUCUUGAUCUUUUAAAAUUAUUAGUAAAACAAUACAACCUUAAUCCUAGAAUAUUUGGCAGAGCAUCAUCACCAGAAGCUGCAAUGGUACAUGGACAUGUUCAUAUACUAGAAUGGUUUAAACAAGAGUAUCAUAUCAAUGUAGCUUCAUUUAAGAAUGGUGUAUUACCUUUUUAUGCUGCACAAUUCAACCGUUUGUAUUGUUUAAAGCAUUUAUUGAACACUUAUUUAUUUGAUAUUAAUGCCACUGAUUCUAGAGAUGAUAAUCAAUCUACACUCCUUCACAUAGCAUGUCAGAAAGGACAUGUUGCUAUAGUUCUCUACCUCACUAGUCUUCCUCAGUUGGAGGAACAUCAGUUGGAUCUCACUAUUAAAGAUUACAAUGGAAUGGCUCCAGUUCAUGUAGCCUGUGAAGAAGGAUCAUUGAGUAUAGUCAAGUACAUUAUAGACCAUUCACCAUUAUCUCUUGAUAUGACCGACUCUUUUGGACGUACUCCACUACUUAUUGCAGCUUUCUCUAAGAACCUUCCCAUCAUUCGUUACCUCAACAGUAAAAACUGCAACAUUUCUAUACUGGACGAUAAAGGGUUUAACGUAAUACACAUAUCGGCAAAGGGAGGGUCUUUGGAUAUAUUGAGGUUUUUCAUUGAUGGUCGUUACUGUAAUCCUGAUAUCACUGAUGCCAUUGGUUGUACUCCACUUUAUCUGUCAGCUCAAGAGGGUCACUUGGAAAUAGUAGAAUAUCUAUUGGAUAGUCCAAGCUACAAUAAACCACGUGUAGAAUUAGUAGACAUGGCAGAUAGCAAUGGUAACACAGCACUUCAUGCAGCAUGCAGCCAGGGUCAUCCUGAUAUAGUGUCUACUAUAGCAGGAGCUUACAAGUCUCUUAAUAUUGAUAUUUAUUCAAUUAAUGAGAAGAGACAGACUCCAUUACACUUAGCAGCAGCUAAUGGUCACGUUAAUACAGUCGUGUGUCUCUUAUCAGCCACUACUGGUACUAGAAAUCAUGAGAAGCUCCUUGGAGCAGUGGAUGGUGAUGGUUGUUCUCCUCUUCAUUUAGCUUGUCAAAAUGGUCACUAUAGGAUGACACUGUAUCUCUCUGAGGUGUAUCCAGCUAAUGUUUAUAGUGUGAAUAAUAAUGAGGAAGGAUUGCUUCAUGGAGCUGCUGAGAGUGGUAAUAAGGAUCUAAUCGAAUUCCUAGUGGAAUCACACGGUCUUGAUCCAGAGUCACAGGAUAAAGAUGGAGUGACAUGUCUACAUAUAAUAGCAAAGCAAGGAGAUAAAAAGAUAUACAAGUAUCUUGUACCUCGUGUUAGGAAUAAUCCAACUCCUAAGGAUAAAGCUGGUCGGUCUCCACUUCAUUACGCUAGCAGACAUUAUGAGAUGUCAGUGUAUCUGAUUCAAUGUUUUAAUAUUCAUCCUGAAGACAAAGACAGUAAUGGAUUCACUGGUGUUCAUGCUGCCUGUCAAGCUGUAUUUUAG